Molecule: messenger RNA, 1093 nt
Organism: Brienomyrus brachyistius
Lineage: Eukaryota; Metazoa; Chordata; Actinopteri; Osteoglossiformes; Mormyridae
Product: protocadherin-15-like
Exons: 3
Coding region: 629-1093 (154 amino acids)
Source: RefSeq, a predicted model, not a curated record
UGAACCAUUUGCAUAUCGGUAGCUUGUUAGAAUUACGUCCUGUUACUGAAUUUGCCACAAUGUGUCAGGCAAAUUCUACCCAGAGGAAGAUAUCAGGUGAAGGUCAUUAGGUGCCAGAAAUAAAGAGCUGCAAGGACUCCUGGUUUGACCAUUUUGUCUGCUCAUUUAUUUGUGGAUGGGAAUUAAACAAAACGAUCGGAUUGGACUGUAAUCACCUUUGGAAUGAAAUGGGCAGUUGAGCUGAGCAAUAUACACAACAACUGUUUUACUGUUGAAUUUGAAAAAUCAUAGCAUCACAAGAGCAACGUUCCUGGUCUCCUUCCAUAUAACAUAGGCAUGAUUUAUGCUCUAUUUACACCUCAGUGACACAGUUACACAUAAACGUGGGGCUCGUCACUCUAACUCAGACCACCAAUUGUUUCACAAAGCAAUGGUAUAGUAUUCUGUACAACUAAAACAAUGUAAAAACUUCAUAAAUAGAAGCUGUCCGUUAAUUUUUUUUCAUACCUCCACACUAUUGUAUAGCUUUUCAGGAUUUGUUCCUGCAUUAUGCUAACUACAUGUAACUUUAAAUACUUUCUGUAACAUUGUUUCUUUUCUCUAGGUAUCAGUAGUCAAUCAACUGGAUAUGCAAGUUGUAGUAUCCAAUGUGCCACCAACUAUAGUGGAAGAGAAUAUAGAGCAACUCACUGGGAUCUUAGAGAGCUACAUUCAAGACCAGUAUCCAGGGGCAAAACUAAUUGUGGAAUCCAUUGGACCGCGACGAUUUGGAGAUGGAUUUGACCAAGAAGAAUACACAAAGUCUGACCUGAUGGUGUAUGCCAUCGAUCCUCUAACAAACAGGGCUAUUCCCCGGCAGGCUCUUUUUAAGCUUCUCGACGGAAAGCUUCCGGAUAUUAACAAGGAGUCUGAACCUUACUUGGGUGAAGAUGGCCGCAUAAUUGAAAUACGAAGUCCUGACAUUCUGGCUAGUGUGAAAAAGGCAGCGCAGGCAGUCGGCUACACAGAGGGGGCAUUGCUGGCUCUGGCGAUCGUUAUCUUCCUCUGCUGCAUUCCUGCAAUUCUCAUAGUCACGGUCACUUAUAAUCAGUAA